AUGGCUUCCACGCCGCAAAACACGGCGCCCACGCAGCCCGACAACACCCUCCAGCCCGCCGCGCACAAGGACCAAGACUCCCAGCAAGUCGGGCAUCAGUCUGCUUCGCAACAAACGCCCCCUGCUGAGCAGCCUCUUCCGCCGAGCUAUGAACAGGCCCGGGCUUCCCAGCUGGAUGGGCCGCCUCAGGGCCACCACAAUACCAACCAGCCUCUUGCACCGCCCGUUUUGCCCCUUCACCAGCUUUCUGACCAGCCCUCGUGGAUCGAUUGUCCGUUUUGCCGUCAGCGAACCAUGACCGUCGUCAGGCGAGAGGGCACCUCGAUGCAAAUUCUUGUUGGAGCCGUCCUCUGUCUUUUCUGCAUCUGCUUGGCCUGCCUUCCCUGCCUGGCGGGCUGGUUCGAAGACAGCGAGCAUCGCUGCACUCAGUGCAAGAAUCUGGUUGCUGUUCGACGAACUGACGGCCAUAUUGAUGUCUUUGGCCCUCAGGUUCCCGUGGCUUCUCAGUACUCGGGAAACCAGGCUCCCAUGGGUCAAGAUUAUCAGCAGCAGCAGCAGCAGCAGCAGUACCAGCCUCAGGGUGGACAGGUCCCCGGCCAGAACCACCACCAGUACCAGCAGCCCCAAUAUCAGUCUCAGCACGAGCUGCACAACAUGCAGCCACAAGCACAACCCCAAGAGCCUGUUACCCAGGCUGCGGCCAAGAGCUGA
This is a messenger RNA of Ustilaginoidea virens, 711 nucleotides long. RefSeq lists its product as uncharacterized. NCBI's taxonomy places the organism in Eukaryota, Fungi, Ascomycota, Sordariomycetes, Hypocreales, Clavicipitaceae. Gene Ontology annotation, molecular function: zinc ion binding. The coding region runs from base 1 to 711 and encodes 236 amino acids. The record is from RefSeq and is a predicted model, not a curated record. The transcript has 2 exons.